AUGUCAUUUUCAAAUAAACAUAUUGACUGUAACAUACUCAAACAUGAAGAUGUUACAGAUGAAUUAAAUGCAAAAUUACGUCGACUAUUGAAUGAUCCAACGAAAAAACAAAUCGACUUCCAGAGAUCUUUGUCUGGUACAAAUUCAUCAGAUACUGAUGUUGAAAAUCAAUUGGAUAUAAAUAAUCAAGAACGAUCAACAAAACCACAAUUAUCAUCAUCAUUAAGGCCAAUUGGAAUUUUUUGGGAUAUCCAAAAUUGUCGUGUGCCAAGAGGUAGAUCAGCAGCAGCUGUUGUACAAGUCAUAAGAAAUAAAUUUGUUAAUGGAUACAAAGAAGCUGAAUUUAUUAUUGUGUGUGAUAUUUAUAAAGAAAACAAACGAAUCAUUAAAGAGUUGAAUGAUGCACAGGUAAAGUUGAUACAUGUUCCAGCAACAUAUAAGAAUGCUGCUGAUGAAAAAUUAAAACAAUCAAUUCGUUCAUUUGCUGAUGUUCAUGGUAGUUCAGCAGCAAUAAUUUUAAUAUCAAGUGACAUUGAUUUUGCUGUUGAUCUGAGUGAUGUUAGACAUAAAAAAAAAUUACAUGUUAUAUUGUUGCAUAAUAAUUAUUCAUCAAAAGAACUUAUAUUAUGUGCAAAUGAACAUUAUAAUUUUAUGAAGCUUAUGGAAUCACUUCCAGCAAGAACACCAGCCAAGGUUUUUGAACGUCAUGAUCUUUUAAUUAGCAAUCUUCCAACUCACAAAGGAUUGCGUUCAAUAGAAGGACGUUUAAAAUUUUUAUCUGAUAAUUGUGGUGGACGUAUUAUUGCUGUCAAUGGAAGUACAGCAAUUAUUAGAUUCACCUCACAAUACUCUGCAAACAGAGCUCAAAAACGUAUGAAUGGUGAAAACGUGUUCAAUUCUAUAAUAAUUGUGACGUUUUUAAACGAUGGAAAAAAUCGUCGAGCUCUAGGUAAUGUAAAUUUUCCUAGCAUACCAUACUAUAAUGAGAUGGUGUGCUACCACAAUACCAUGUAUUGUCACCCACCAUCAUUAGUUAUUGGUGGAUUUUUUGGCAGUUGGCACAGCAUUCCUCCACCAGCUAUUAUGAUGCUACCAGUACCAAUGUUUGAAAACAGAAAUCGUCAUUCAAUUAAUGCUGGUUUUGGUUACAACCACCAGUAUCCAAGUGCAUCACGUGGACAUUUUCCAAAUGCAUCAUUUGGACAUUUUCCAAAUGCAUCAUUUGGACAUUUUCCAAAUUAUUGUCAUGGUUGUAGUGGACCAACAUGUGGACCACCUCAUCAUUGGGAUGAUUUCCACAGAGUUAAUAGAACACAUCAUGCUUCAACAAAGUGGAUAAAUGUACCACAAAAUCGAGGUAACUCAUUGUCAUUCGGUGAAGGAAUGAAACGUAUAUAUGGUAGUAGAUUUAAUCAUUCAAAAAAUUUUAAUACACCUCGUUUUCCUUUCUACGGAAUGCCACCAGCUGGUAAAAAUUCAUACAAUGGUGUUAAUAAUUCACAGUAUGAUUGGCCUCAACGUAGAAGUCCACAUACUGGUGGACCAAAUCAUCAACAAAUACGAUCACAAAUUAUAUUAUUAUUGCGUGAACUACCUGUACAUAAGUUGCCAUUAUUUAUAUUUCAUGUUUGUAUUAUAUCUGAAGAUCCUACUACUGGUAGGUUUAUAUCAUUGCAUCCAGAUCAUAGAAAUACACCAUCACCAUUUCUUAAAAAUAUUUCAGAGAAAAAACAAGUUAAACUUCCAUAUUGUACAGUUGCAACUCAUGAGAAUAAGCAACCAAGGAUAAAUAAAGAUUGGGCUGAACCAAGUAUUAAUGAUAAUGAUAAAUUAUUGACAAUACCAAAGAGAGAUCAAACACAAGAAAAAAUUGAAAUAAUAAAACAAUUUUCAAAUCGAGUUAUUAAGUUGCUUCGUCAUGCACCACAGUGUAGUAUAUUAUUAUUAAAUAAUCAAAAAUUACUCAAGUGUGCUAAAGGUAUUUCAAAAGUAAAUUUUUCUUUUUAA
This is a messenger RNA of Aphidius gifuensis, 2007 nucleotides long. RefSeq lists its product as uncharacterized. Gene Ontology annotation, biological process: post-transcriptional gene silencing. Bases 1 to 2007 code for a protein of 668 amino acids. Gene Ontology annotation, molecular function: RNA nuclease activity; mRNA base-pairing post-transcriptional repressor activity; CCR4-NOT complex binding. The record is from RefSeq and is a predicted model, not a curated record. The transcript is spliced from 8 exons. Gene Ontology annotation, cellular component: cytoplasm; peroxisome. NCBI's taxonomy places the organism in Eukaryota, Metazoa, Arthropoda, Insecta, Hymenoptera, Braconidae.